Messenger RNA from Drosophila sechellia, 1153 nucleotides. RefSeq names its product glucosamine-6-phosphate isomerase Oscillin (gene Oscillin). Gene Ontology annotation, molecular function: glucosamine-6-phosphate deaminase activity; identical protein binding. The record is from RefSeq and is a predicted model, not a curated record. Lineage: Eukaryota; Metazoa; Arthropoda; Insecta; Diptera; Drosophilidae. Gene Ontology annotation, biological process: N-acetylneuraminate catabolic process; N-acetylglucosamine catabolic process; carbohydrate metabolic process. Gene Ontology annotation, cellular component: cytoplasm. Bases 137 to 958 code for a protein of 273 amino acids. The transcript has 6 exons.
GAAUUGAACAAUUGAACAGUCUCAGUUCGCAGCUGAAAUCGGAAAUAAGCGACGAAAGCAGCAGUGCGAGCAAAAAUCAAGUAAUAAUAAUCAUCAAUAAGCAGCUGUUUGCAUUAGCGUGUUUUGAAGCUUAACAAUGAGAUUGGUCAUCUUGGAAACCAGCGACUCGGUGGGCAAGUGGGCGGCCAAAUAUGUGAUGAAACGCAUCAAUGACUUUCAGCCGAAUGCCGACAGAUACUUUGUUUUGGGCCUGCCCACGGGAUCCACGCCAUUGGGAAUGUACAAAGAACUAAUCGAGUUUCACAAGCAGGGCAAGGUAUCCUUUCAGUUCGUGAAAACCUUCAAUAUGGAUGAGUAUGUGGGACUGGCCAGAGAUCACCAUGAGAGCUAUCACUACUUCAUGUGGAACAAUUUCUUCAAACACAUCGACAUUGAGCCCAAGAAUGUGCACAUUUUGGAUGGCAAUGCAGCUGAUCUGGUGGCCGAGUGCAAUAAGUUCGAGGAUCAGAUCCGCGAAGCUGGAGGAGUGGAGCUGUUCAUCGGUGGCAUUGGACCCGAUGGCCAUAUUGCCUUCAAUGAGCCCGGCUCCUCGUUGGUGUCCCGAACGCGGGUGAAAACUCUGGCGCAGGAUACACUGGAAGCGAAUGCUCGGUUCUUUGAGAACGACAUGAGCAAGGUGCCCAAACAGGCAUUAACCGUGGGUGUUGGCACUGUGAUGGACUCCAAGGAGGUGAUGAUCCUCAUCACUGGAGCUCACAAGGCAUUUGCCCUGUACAAGGCGAUCGAGGAGGGUGUGAAUCACAUGUGGACCGUCAGUGCCUUCCAGCAGCAUAAAAAUACCCUGAUGAUCUGCGACGAGGAUGCCACUUUGGAGCUGAGAGUUAAGACCGUCAAAUACUUCAAGGGCAUUCUCAGAGAUCUAGACGAAGGCUCCCCACUGGAGGGCUACAUAAACUGAUAUUGCGUAAAAGCCUGAUGGACGUCCAUUCCAAGCUGAUAGAGCAACAAAAGACGACGUAACCCCAGAUUCCCCAGGGCAUAAUAAAGAUCUGGAUUCCAUCGUUACCAGCAUUAUAGUUUGUCAAAUCGAAAUGAAACGAAUUUUUAUACAAUACAUAUAUUUUUAAACGUUAUCGCUUUAAAUUUUUUUAAA